Molecule: messenger RNA, 441 nt
Organism: Staurois parvus
Lineage: Eukaryota; Metazoa; Chordata; Amphibia; Anura; Ranidae
Source: the annotation of a GenBank genome assembly
GGCAGCAGAGGGAGAAGACUAGGUGGCUGAACUCGCCAAACACGUAUAUGAAGGUCCAGGUUCCUGAGGCGUCCUUAAACGGCGAGAUGAGUCCAAGGACUAAGAUCACGUGGAUGAAGGCCAACGAGCUGAACUCCAGCGGAUAUCCCAUUAAGAUAGAAGACCCCAACCAGUUUGUCCCACUGAACACCAACCCCACAGACGUCCUGGAGAAGAGGAACAAGAUCAGGGAGCAGAAUCGGUACGAUUUAAAGACUGCUGGGCCCCAGUCACAAGUCCUGGCGGGCAGUGCGGUAAGUGGUGGAAAAGCCAAGUGCGCCAAUGCAUUUUGAAGAGGAUGAGAACGCUCCUCCCCCACCCCCUAAUCCAUUCAGCCAAUUGUUGGAGGAGGAAACGCAGGAUCCGAGGGGCGAAAAUAACGGGACACAAGGUAAGCGCUAA